Sabethes cyaneus is the source of this 870-nucleotide messenger RNA. RefSeq names its product UPF0746 protein DDB_G0281095. Lineage: Eukaryota; Metazoa; Arthropoda; Insecta; Diptera; Culicidae. The transcript is spliced from 3 exons. The record is from RefSeq and is a predicted model, not a curated record. The coding region runs from base 1 to 870 and encodes 289 amino acids.
AUGGCACAGCAAAAACUUUUCCCGUCCGCUAGCAACAGAGUGCUGCCAAUGCUGCUCAUAUCAGCAGCGCUGCUGCUGGGAACGGUCGUCGACGGUCAGCUUUCGUUCCAAACUGAUGCCUCGCAGAAUAGUUUCCAAAUCCGGACGCCGGGCUUCCAGCAGUCUUUCACCCGCUACUUUAAUGGACAGCAGGGAAGUUUGCUGGCUGCCCAGCAGCAGCAGCAACCGCAACAACAGAGCCAACAAUACGCACCUUUACCUCAAACUUACGCCCAGAAUGAUCCCGCCUACUACCAGCAGUACUACCAACAGCCCCAAGUUGCUCAACAAUAUCAACAGCAACAGCAGCUUCAACAACCCUACAAUCGAUUCGUGUCUCAAUUUGCUGGCGAAUCAUCGGCAACAGGACAACCUCAGUACACAACCGUUCAAGAGGAUUACAUAAAUCCCAAUAUUCGAUUGGCAGCGCAACAGCGACGAUUAUUACAGCAGCAACAAUUACAGCAGUCACAGCAGCAGCAGCAACAGCAACAGCAAUACUACACCUCGCAGGAUGUCCAGUCCUAUUUGCAAAGCCAGCAGGCCGCCCAGUUUUACUCCGGUCAGCAACAACAACAGCAGCAGCAGCAGCAGCAGCCGCAAUCUCAGUUUGAGUACGUCCAACGGCAGCAACAGCAGCGAUUACAGCAACAGCAACAAUUGGAUGCCCAACAACAACAGCAGCAACAAGAGCAGCAACAGCAAAAUCAGGACUCGACAUCCGCACAAGCAGGUGCCACACCGAACAAAUUGAUUGGAGUAGCAUUUUCGCCAUCGAAUGAAGUGUCGCAGGUGAAGUUUAGCAGCAACGGGCUCAAAUAUAACUUCUAA